Cydia fagiglandana is the source of this 2513-nucleotide messenger RNA. RefSeq names its product calbindin-32 (gene Cbp53E). NCBI's taxonomy places the organism in Eukaryota, Metazoa, Arthropoda, Insecta, Lepidoptera, Tortricidae. Gene Ontology annotation, biological process: regulation of presynaptic cytosolic calcium ion concentration; regulation of long-term synaptic potentiation. Gene Ontology annotation, molecular function: calcium ion binding. Gene Ontology annotation, cellular component: cytosol; dendrite; nucleus. The transcript is spliced from 12 exons. Bases 490 to 1428 code for a protein of 312 amino acids. The record is from RefSeq and is a predicted model, not a curated record.
GCUUUAUAAUUUUGUUGGAUGUAACGCAAACAGGGUACCAAAGACUUUUCCGUUAAGCGGCUAUAGAAAGAUGGUUAUUUUUGAAUGGAAAAGUGGCGGAACGGAGAGCUUUUGUAGUUGGUAGGGUAUUCAGCUCUGUACAGCCCCGCCCUCUCAACAACCCCUGGGCUUUCAUUCAUUCCCGGCCCGGUCACCGCGCGCGUCGCCUGCGGCCAUUUUAAAUCGCUCGCGUAAAAAUAAACAUUCGAAAUUUGAAAUUGAGUUCCGCUUGCAUGGCUGUUUUCGUGACGGUAGAAGACUAGAGAUGCCGUGAAGACCUAAAUCCUACACAAAAACAGGCUACCUUCAAUAUAUCACAAAAAUAUCUAUUUACAAACAAAGUACCUUCACUGACAAUAAAACGCCAAACUGUUUUAAAAUAUAAUUAUUUUCAUAUUCCAUUUACUAAACUAGAUCUUACCAUUCCAUAUUUGAAAUAACUUUUUAAAAAUGAGCUUUGAUUCGCCAUCAUCUGCCAAAAGGCUUAAUUUGGAACGGGCGAAUAAUUUUAUGAGACAAUUCAGGGAUCCCGAUUCUAGGGAGUUGAAGAAACUGUCCGCGAAUCAAUUCAUGGAAGUGUGGAGUCACUACGAUCGGGACGGUAAUGGCUACAUCGAGGGCACGGAGCUGGACGGGUUCCUGCGGGAGUUCGUGUCCAGUGCCAAUUUCACCGACAUCAGUCCUGACGCGGUAUCGGAUUCCAUGUUGGUGGAGCUGAAAGCAUGUUUCAUGGAGGCCUACGAUGACAACCAAGAUGGAAAAAUCGAUAUACGAGAGUUGGCGCAGCUAUUGCCAAUGGAAGAGAAUUUCCUCCUGCUGUUCCGAUUCGACAACCCGCUAGAAUCCAGCGUCGAAUUUAUGAAAAUAUGGCGAGAAUACGACACUGACGGCAGCGGGUAUAUAGAGGCCGACGAAUUGAAGAAUUUCCUCCGAGAUCUUUUGAAAGAAGCGAAGAAGAUCAACGAUGUGUCCGAAGAUAAGCUGAUAGAGUACACGGAUACCAUGCUCCAGGUGUUCGAUUCGAAUAAAGAUGGCAGGCUACAGCUCUCCGAAAUGGCUAAACUGCUGCCCGUCAAGGAGAACUUUCUCUGCAGGCAGGUAUUCAAGGGAGCGACGAAGCUGACUAAGGAUGACAUUGAGCGUGUCUUCUCGCUUUACGACAGGGACAAUAAUGGCUCCAUCGAGAACGAGGAGCUGCGCGGUUUUCUGAAGGAUUUAUUAGAAUUAGUGAAAAAGGAUUACGACGCCCAGGACUUACUAGAGUUCGAAGAAACCAUCCUCCAAGGCGUAGAAUACAGUAGCGACGGCAAAAUCAGCAGGAAACAGCUAACCAUGAUCCUUCUAGCGCUUGCCAAGCACCAUCAAGAAGAAGAAGUCACCACGCCGUGAACUCGCGAGCGCGCGUUCGCCACUCCGUCCCGAUUUCUGAACGAAUUUUCUAGCUUACCACUUAAGGCCUGUCCAUACGAGAACAAUUUUUCGCCAAUCUGAUUAAAUUGUCCGAUCAAAUCAGGUGGUGCGGACGCAAACGCAAAUUUGACCACUUUCACCAAUUUUAAAUUUAUGGUGAUAUUUGAGCGCUCUUAUUUAAAGAAAUGCCCCAAACGCGAAUACUACGAGCAGCGUCACAAAUCGAUAUUCUUGCGUCUGCAUAUCGGCGGUUGAGUUCCGCGAGCCAAAUUGGCGUUUGCGUCCGCACGGCCUGCCGGUCUAGCCAAGGUUACAAUCGCUAUCGCUUCGACAACGAAAAGCAUUAUGUCUCUCUAUCACGCUUCCGUAUUAGCGCGACAGUGACAGUUGCGAUUCGAUCGCUACGGAGCGUAAGCGAUUGGCUUCUUGGCUACGCGGCCUGAUUUUUUUAUAGGACAAUUUAAUCAAACUGGCGAAAAAUUGUCCCCGUCUGGGCACGCCUUUAAGCGGUCUACUGAUUGUACGAUUUUACUUCGAUUUGCCAUUGGGUCGACUUUUGUAUCGGUCGGUCGGUCGGUUUUGGUGUAUCGGUUAAAAUCCCGUACCUAUAGUUCGUUUUUUUUAGCAUUAGAAAUAAGGUAAACAAUCUUGAUGUGUCUUUUAAUUGAAAAACACAUUUUAAAAAUAUGUAACAAUUAUGAAUCUAAUACGUUCAUUUAUAUUCUUCUUCUUUCAUAAGUAAUAGAAUUUUGCUUUUUAAAAAGCGUUUUUCAAUUAAAAGACCAGUCAAGAUCGCUUACCUUCUUGCAAGUUCUUUCUAAUGCUAAAAAAACGAACUAUACCUAUUUGUUAGUAAUUCUACAGAUGUAGUGCAUAAUUGUGUCGCUUAUCUUCAAACUCGGGUAAAUCCAUUCGACCCUCUCAGUAAAACUACCCUAUUACCUUUUUCAAUACCAAAAUCGCAUAAUCAUACAAAUGGAUUUGCUCGCGUUUGAAGUUAAGCGACUCAAUUGUUUUUCGUAUUUCACGGAAACGUACGAACGUGUCUUGCUAUUAAGCGCCCU